UUGUUUUCUUUGUUUCUGUUUUUGAUCGAACGUAUCUUGAUAGGAGGCAUGGUAUUUUCCUGCGGUUCGCAGUAAAAGCAGGAAAUAUAUGUCUGUUCGUAUUCGCUAGGAGCUGUAAUCUGAUUGGCUGGGUGUAACGAGGUGCUGUUGCACGUGCAGGUGAUGGUAUAUGGUGGGAGAGUGUGAAAGCGGGUCAUUCUAGCCUGUUGAACCUGACCCAGACGGUUGGGUUUCUAUACAGUAAGAAGAUGGAGCCGGCGGUAGCGCAAGCUAUGUAGGUAGCACAGACAAACAUGAUGGAGAAUUUGGAGCGUAUAAUGACAGCAAAGUUAGACGGUUUUCAGCAACAUAUAGCAGAUUCUCAGAGAGUUUUGAGCGAGGUACAGUUGGCGAAGUUUGAGACAAUGACAAAGGACUCGUACAAGUUUAUUAAAAAAGGUAAUGAAGAACAGCACAAAGUGAAUACAAAGGUGAGGCAGGCAAUGAAGGAGGCAGAAGCAGCGUUGAAGGAAAAAGAUGGAAAAGAGGCCAUGGACAUGAUAUCUAAAUCUAUUGAUAUUUUGGACCACAGACAGAAAUUAAUUAAAAUUGCCGAUAGUUCAGAGUUUGGUUGGAGGACUGUUUCUGAAUAUGAAAAGAAGGAGUUGGCAGACAAUUCAGAGGAUGAAAAAAGGAUGGUGAAAGCAGAGAACAGAGCACAGAAGAAGUUUAAGCAACAGAUGAUGCAGAGGAGAACCAGAGCACAGCCCCGUCGAACGCACCCCUACGCCCAGGCCCCGGAACCGGAAGUCAAAGGGAAUAAUGUGGAUGGAGUGAGAAAUAAGAGUGGGAAUGGAUCAGCGCGUCGUCCCGGGAUCUGCUUUAGCUGUGGGAAGCCGGGGCAUUGGCGUUUUGAGUGCAGGGAGAUACUCAGGAACGUGGAUGAUCGAAAUGCUAAGGCCUAGGGAUCCAGGAGGCUAUACAUACUGAAGUGUCAAAAGGAGGAUGUUUGACGGGGAACAUAAGGAACCUGGCGGAGAG
Molecule: messenger RNA, 1020 nt
Organism: Mizuhopecten yessoensis (Yesso scallop)
Lineage: Eukaryota; Metazoa; Mollusca; Bivalvia; Pectinida; Pectinidae
Exons: 2
Coding region: 294-944 (216 amino acids)
Molecular function (GO): nucleic acid binding; zinc ion binding
Source: RefSeq, a predicted model, not a curated record